Echinococcus granulosus is the source of this 1263-nucleotide messenger RNA. Its product is annotated as Synaptotagmin-1. The record is from RefSeq and is a predicted model, not a curated record. Gene Ontology annotation, biological process: regulation of dopamine secretion; cellular response to calcium ion; regulation of calcium ion-dependent exocytosis. The transcript is spliced from 8 exons. Gene Ontology annotation, molecular function: syntaxin binding; clathrin binding; calcium-dependent phospholipid binding. Lineage: Eukaryota; Metazoa; Platyhelminthes; Cestoda; Cyclophyllidea; Taeniidae. Bases 1 to 1263 code for a protein of 420 amino acids. Gene Ontology annotation, cellular component: dense core granule; synaptic vesicle membrane; axon.
AUGGCUCCUCUAAUACUUUCUGCGACAAACGAGCUUGUUGGGCAUAAUGAUAACAGCACAACUGAGGCACCGAAAAUUCUAGGAUCCAUUGUUUCCGAUGAAGAACGCGAACACCUCAGUUUGCCGGCCUACAGAAUUCCCACGACACCCUCAGUUGAUCAACAUCCAUUUUUCGCUGCACUGGGCUCUACUCCAGCACCGCCGUCAAAACACGCGAGCACCUCACAAGCUUUGAUGAUAGCCCUGGCCGUGUGUUUCGGUCUGGUUUUCUCGUUUUGGAUGUGCAAAAAAUGCCUUCCGAAACGCAAAAAAAGGACGAAGAAGGGAGUCAAUGUUGAUGCUGAUGACAGCAAGGUUAUCAAAUUCGUUUCUUCACUGAACAAACAACUGGAAGACACUCAAGGCCUGACAGAAAAUAUGGAAGUAAACGAAAAAGCAGCGGAUGUAAAGGAAAAGGUCUCUUUAGGCUCGUUGCAGUACUCCCUGACUGUUGGAAUUAUCCAAGCUCGUGAUCUUCCCGCAAUGGAUAUGUGUGGAACUUCGGACCCCUAUGUAAAGGUAUUUCUUCUUCCAAAUAAAAAGAAGAAAUUUGAAACGAAGGUGCAUCGCAAAACCCUAAAUCCCGUUUUCAACGAAACCUUCGUAUUUAAGUUGCCCUAUGCGGAGAUCUCGGGAACUACGCUGGUGCUCUACGUCUACGAUUUUGAUCGGUUUUCCAAACACGAUCAAAUUGGCCAACUGAAAAUUCCACUGGGUUCCAUUGAUCUCUGCCAAACUCUUGAAGAAUGGCGUCCUAUUGAACCAACUGAUUCGGAGAAUGAAAAGGAAAAUCGACUCGGUGACAUUUGUUUUUCGCUUCGCUAUGUUCCCACCUCAGGAAAAUUGACAGUUAAUAUCUUGGAAGCCAAAAAUCUAAAAAAGAUGGAUGUAGGUGGCCUCUCAGAUCCCUACGUAAAGCUCUCCUUGAUGCUUCAAGGCAGACGAAUAAAGAAGAAGAAGACAACAAUUAAAAAGUGUACCCUCAACCCCUACUACAAUGAGUCCUUCUCAUUCGACGUUCCUUUUGAUCUUAUUCAGAAAGUAAAUCUGAUCGUAACCGUUGUGGAUUAUGACCGAGUGGGCUCCUCCGAUCCCAUCGGUCGAAUAGUUCUCGGCUGCAGCUCAACCGGUGCCGCGCUGCGUCAUUGGUCCGAUAUGCUAGCCAAUCCGCGCCGACCGAUUGCACAAUGGCAUACUCUUCAGGAGAUUCAAGAGCACAACUGA